This is a messenger RNA of Alternaria burnsii, 2244 nucleotides long. RefSeq lists its product as uncharacterized. The coding region runs from base 1 to 2244 and encodes 747 amino acids. The record is from RefSeq and is a predicted model, not a curated record. NCBI's taxonomy places the organism in Eukaryota, Fungi, Ascomycota, Dothideomycetes, Pleosporales, Pleosporaceae. Gene Ontology annotation, biological process: carbohydrate metabolic process. The transcript is spliced from 2 exons.
AUGGAUGCGCACAAUUCUUCCGGCGCAUCCGCCACCCCAGGCGAUACUUUGAAGCUGAAGAACCGCCUGAACGAGAGUCGAAGCCCCUAUGUACGAGGCCAUAUGCACAACCCGGUCGCAUGGCAAAUGUGGGGACCAGAGGCUAUUGAUCUGGCGAAGAAGUCGAACAGGCUCAUAUUCAUCAGCAUAGGCUAUGCAGCAUGUCAUUGGUGUCACGUCAUGGAGCGCGAGUCGUUUGAGAACGAAGAGGUGGCAAAGCUGCUGAACGAGAACUUCAUACCGAUAAAGAUUGAUCGCGAAGAGCGUCCGGAUGUCGAUCGCAUAUACAUGAACUAUGUACAGGCAACGACUGGUUCGGGAGGAUGGCCCUUGAAUGCUUUCAUUACACCAGACCUGGAGCCGAUAUUCGGUGGGACAUACUGGCCUGGCCCAGGGUCCACGAUGGCAAUGGGCGAGCACAUUGGCUUUGUUGGCAUACUCAAGAAGAUUCGCGAUGUGUGGAAAGAUCAGCAUCAGAGGUGUCUAGAGUCGGCGAAGGAGAUUACAGCACAACUGCGCGACUUUGCUGAGGAUGGGAACAUUAGUAGAAAAGACGGUGCAGCUCAUGAAGGCCUAGAUCUGGACCUUUUAGAUGAAGCAUAUGAGCACUUCAAGAAGCGAUACGACAAGCAGCACGCGGGCUUCGGCAGUGCGCCCAAAUUCCCUACGCCCUCGAACCUCAAAUUCCUCCUCAAGCUAUCGGAAUAUCCAAACGCGGUGAGAGAAGUGCUCGGAGCAAAGGACUGCACACACGCAAAAGAUAUGGUGCUAGCGACAUUGGACGCGAUGAACAAGGGCGGCAUACACGAUCAGAUUGGAAACGGGUUUGCGCGAUACUCUGUCACCAAGGAUUGGAGCCUGCCGCAUUUCGAGAAGAUGCUCUACGAUCAGACGCAACUCCUACCCGUAUACCUGGACGCGUAUCUCAUGACAAAGAGCCCUGAACAUCUUUCCGCGGUCCAUGAUAUUGCGACAUAUCUCACCAGCCCGCCGAUGCAUGCCGAAAGUGGAGGCUUCUUCUCGUCCGAGGACGCCGAUUCACUAUACCGGCCAAAUGACAAAGAGAAGCGCGAAGGCGCGUUCUACGUGUGGACGUUGAAGGAGUUCCAAGACAUACUAGGUGACCGAGACGCUGAAAUUCUCGCAAGAUACUACAAUGUUCACGACGAGGGCAAUGUUGCGCCGGAACACGAUGCGCACGACGAACUGAUCAACCAGAACGUACUAGCAAUCACCGCUACACCAGAAGACCUAGCGAAACAGUUCGGUCUGUCAGAAGACGAAGUCAACAAGACACUAACCGAAGGCCGGCAAAAGCUCCUCGAGCACCGCAACAAAGAGCGCCCGCGACCUGGUUUAGACGACAAAAUCGUCGUAUCCUGGAACGGCCUCGCCAUCGGCGCACUAGCAAGAACCUCCGCCGCCCUCUCAUCCCAAGAUCCCUCACGCUCGAAAACGUACCUCACUGCAGCCGAAAAAGCAGCCACCUUCUUGCAAAAAGAGCUCUACAACCCCGACACCAAGACCCUCAUCCGCGUCUACCGCGAGGGCCGCGGCGAUACACCUGGUUUCGCAGACGACUACGCCUACCUGAUUUCCGGACUCAUCUCCCUGUACGAAGCCACCUUCAACGACAGUUACCUCCGCUGGGCCGACGACUUGCAACAAACACAGCUGAGAAUGUUCUGGGAUAAACAGCACCUUGGUUUCUUCUCCACGCCCGAAGACCAAAAGGAUCUUAUCCUGCGGUUGAAAGAUGGUAUGGAUAAUGCCGAGCCAGGUACCAACGGCGUUUCAGCACAGAACCUGGACCGUUUAGGUGCAUUACUGGAAGAUGAGGAGUACACUAGGAAGGCGCGCGACACGGCAUCCGCUUUCGAAGCUGAGAUUAUGCAGCACCCUUUCCUCUUCCCUAGCAUGAUGGAUGCGGUGGUUGUGGGGAAAUUGGGUAUCAGACACAGCGUUAUCACGGGUGAAGGGCAGAAGGUAGAAGAGUGGUUGCAGAGGUACCGGGAGAGGCCUGCUGGUCUUGGCACAGUUAGUAGAGUGGGCAAGGGGAUGGGCGAUUGGUUAAGUCAAAGGAACGAGUUGGUGAAAAGUAUGGACGGAGGUAAGGAGGGGGUUAUGGUGUGUGAAGGUGGGGCAUGCAGAGAUGCGUUGAGUAUGGAUAUGGGGAGUCUGGAGGAUGCUGUGCCAAAGGUAUAA